Pollicipes pollicipes is the source of this 776-nucleotide messenger RNA. RefSeq lists its product as uncharacterized. The record is from RefSeq and is a predicted model, not a curated record. The coding region runs from base 115 to 453 and encodes 112 amino acids. The transcript has 4 exons. Lineage: Eukaryota; Metazoa; Arthropoda; Thecostraca; Pollicipedomorpha; Pollicipedidae.
UCUCUUCCUCUCUCCACCCACCGGGUACUCCUUCAGCGCCGUCGACCGCCGGUCAGUCAAAGCCAGGGUCCGACGGUGUGGGGUAGACACAGCAGCGGCGCACAGCAUUUCAACAUGAAGGUGGUGCUGGUGCUUUUGGCUCUUGCGUCGGUCGCUGUGGCUGCACCUCAGUCCUACAACCGUCGGCGCGGGACCAACGCCUCGGGCGGCGUCGUCGGCGGACCCGGGGUCACCAGCGUCAACGCACAGGUCACCAAUGCUAACUCCAACCGACCGGGCACAGUCUCCUUCAACGGCGGCUUGGCUUUGGCCUCCAGCCAGCAGGUGAACGGCUUCGGCAGCAACAUUGGCAUCAACCAAGCGCAGGCUAUUAGCCAGAACAUCGCCAUCCCCGUGCCUGGCUUUAGCAGCGGCUUCAAUAGCAACCGCUUCAACAACCGCAGAUACGGUUAGACACCCGGCGGCGGAAGCUGUUGGGUCUGGACGAGUGAGCGCCACCAGCUCACACCCCGGCCGGCGCUGCGCGGCUGCCAUCUAUCUCAACUGCUGAUUACAACGGACGCAUACUGGCAAUCACACGCUGAUUUGAAUGGAAGCGUGCUGUUGAUGAUUGCCGACCUCCGCCUCACGCACAACCUUGUGGACCAAUAUUCAUCCUGCCCCUCGAUCUACAGGACAGUAGAGUGCAUACGAAUGUAUACCUCGUUGCAGUUGUUUUGUCAGAUGAGUGUUACGUUUGCUUCUGCGUGUAAUACAACCAUGACAUUAAAACUACU